Rosa chinensis is the source of this 411-nucleotide messenger RNA. RefSeq lists its product as uncharacterized. Lineage: Eukaryota; Viridiplantae; Streptophyta; Magnoliopsida; Rosales; Rosaceae. Bases 43 to 411 code for a protein of 122 amino acids. The transcript has a single exon. The record is from RefSeq and is a predicted model, not a curated record. Gene Ontology annotation, cellular component: plasma membrane.
CAAACCUCUCUCGACCCCUCAAACCUCAAACUCUCACCCACCAUGAGCAGCCGGGAGGUGAAAUUUAGCUGGACCUCCGCCCUCAUCGGCGCCGCUUCUGCCCUAGCCACCACCUCUCUUCUCUCUGCUAAGCCCAAGGACCCCACCUUCGACCUCAUCUCCAUCGAUCUCACCUCCUUCAAGCUCAACCUCCCUCUCCUCGACGCCGGCCUCGUCCUCACCGUCCACAUCACCAACCCCAACAUCACCCCCAUCCACUACUCCUCUACCACCAUGUCCAUCUUCUACAAAGGCUCCCUCCUCGGCUCCGCCGACAUCAAGGCCGGCUCCCAGUCCGCCAAGUCCUGCAAGCUCCUCCGCCUCCCGGCCCGCCUCGACGGCCUCCAGCUAGCCCACCACUGCUUUUAUUGA